This is a messenger RNA of Solanum stenotomum, 774 nucleotides long. RefSeq names its product PLAT domain-containing protein 3-like. The coding region runs from base 76 to 621 and encodes 181 amino acids. Gene Ontology annotation, molecular function: protein binding. Lineage: Eukaryota; Viridiplantae; Streptophyta; Magnoliopsida; Solanales; Solanaceae. The transcript has 2 exons. The record is from RefSeq and is a predicted model, not a curated record.
AAACUAUUCACUCCACCAUUAUCACAAAAUCAAUUCUCUAGAGAAAGUGACAACUAGACAGAUCGAGAAGGCGCCAUGGGAGUAGCUCAAAUGUGGUUCCAUUUCAUGAGCAUCCUCUUCUUCAUCUCCAUUUCUUCUAUUGCUGCUGAAGAUUGUGUGUACACAGCUUACAUUCGCACUGGCUCAAUCAUAAAAGCUGGUACCGAUUCAAACAUUUCGUUGACUCUCUACGAUGCCGAUGGUUAUGGACUUAGAAUAAAAAACAUAGAGGCCUGGGGUGGACUUAUGGGUCCUGGUUACAACUACUUCGAAAGGGGAAACUUGGAUAUCUUCAGUGGGAAAGGUCCGUGUUUGAAUGGGCCGAUCUGUAAAAUGAACUUGACUUCAGAUGGUUCAGGCCCACACCAUGGAUGGUACUGUAAGUACGUGGAAGUCACCGUUACCGGAGCUCACAAACAAUGCAACCAGCAGUUGUUCACCGUGGAUCAGUGGCUCGGCACUGAUGUUUCGCCGUAUAAGCUGACGGCCAUCAGGAACAACUGUAAGAAGAAGUCCAAAUCCGCUGAGCAAAAGCCCCUUUAUGAUUCUGAUGAAUCAUAUUCUAUAGUUGAUGUAAUUUAAUUGGGUCCAGAAUAUCUGUUUGUUUUUCUUUUUUCUCUUUGUGAGUGAGAAAAAAUACGCGUGGAUUUGGUAUGAUUUGUGAUGAUUAAGGCCUGUGUUUGCUGUCAUGGACAUUUUGAAUAACUCAAUAAAGAAUCUGUCCUCUUUCUUUGU